Messenger RNA from Bubalus bubalis (water buffalo), 2227 nucleotides. It is a transcript of the gene MAEA, whose product is annotated as macrophage erythroblast attacher, E3 ubiquitin ligase. Gene Ontology annotation, biological process: proteasome-mediated ubiquitin-dependent protein catabolic process. The transcript is spliced from 10 exons. NCBI's taxonomy places the organism in Eukaryota, Metazoa, Chordata, Mammalia, Artiodactyla, Bovidae. Gene Ontology annotation, molecular function: ubiquitin protein ligase activity; protein binding. The coding region runs from base 100 to 1389 and encodes 429 amino acids. The record is from RefSeq and is a predicted model, not a curated record. Gene Ontology annotation, cellular component: GID complex; nucleus; cytoplasm.
AUUGGUGCGGACGCCGGCCCGCCGCGCCCCUCGACGUCACUCCCGGCGUGCCGCGCGCCGCACUUCCCCUCCGCCCGCUCAUGUUUUGGCCGAUCCAAGAUGGCGGUGCAGGAGUCCGCCGCUCAGCUUUCCAUGACGCUGAAGGUGCAGGAGUACCCGACCCUCAAGGUACCCUACGAGACGCUGAACAAGCGCUUCCGCGCCGCGCAGAAGAACAUCGACCGCGAGACGAGCCACGUCACCAUGGUUGUGGCUGAGCUGGAGAAGACGCUGAGCGGCUGUCCAGCUGUGGACUCUGUGGUCAGCCUCCUGGACGGUGUGGUGGAGAAGCUCAGCGUCCUCAAGAGGAAGGCGGUGGAGUCCAUCCAGGCGGAGGAUGAGAGCGCCAAGCUGUGCAAGCGCCGGAUUGAGCACCUCAAGGAGCACAGCAGUGACCAGCCGGCGGCAGCCAGCGUGUGGAAGAGGAAGCGCAUGGACCGCAUGAUGGUGGAGCACCUGCUGCGCUGCGGCUACUAUAACACGGCCGUGAAGCUGGCACGCCAGAGCGGCAUCGAGGAUUUAGUGAACAUCGAGAUGUUCCUGACUGCCAAAGAGGUGGAGGAGUCCCUGGAGAGGCGCGAGACUGCCACCUGCCUGGCCUGGUGCCAUGACAACAAGUCCAGGCUUCGCAAGAUGAAGGGCCGCCAAAGCGAGCACGACGCGAAGACGGGACGGAAAAGUAGAGUGGCCAGUGGCUCCCCUAAAGAGAGUGAGGAUCUUGGUAUGGAAACCAUAAAAGGAAAGCCAGAAUUGAGCUGCCUGGAGUUUAGCCUGAGGAUCCAGGAGUUCAUUGAGCUCAUCCGGCAGAACAAGAGGCUGGAUGCAGUGAGACACGCGAGGAAGCACUUCAGCCAGGCUGAGGGGAGCCAGCUGGACGAGGUCCGCCAGGUCAUGGGCAUGCUGGCCUUCCCGCCGGACACGCACAUCUCCCCCUACAAGGGAAGAGACUUCGAGCUUGUUUCCUGUUAUCACGACUCUGCCCCGCUUCUUCCAGGACCUGCUGGACCCGGCGCGGUGGCGGAUGCUGAUCCAGCAGUUCCGGUACGACAACUACCGGCUGCACCAGCUGGGAAACAACUCUGUGUUCACCCUCACCCUGCAGGCCGGCCUCUCGGCCAUAAAGACACCGCAGUGCUACAAGGAGGACGGCAGCUCGCGGAGCCCCGACUGCCCGGUAUGCAGCCGCUCGCUGAACAAGCUGGCGCAGCCCCUACCCAUGGCGCACUGCGCCAACUCGCGCCUCGUCUGCAAGAUCUCGGGAGAUGUCAUGAACGAGAACAACCCGCCCAUGAUGCUGCCCAACGGCUACGUCUACGGCUACAACUCCCUGCUCUCUAUCCGGCAGGAUGAUAAGGUCGUCUGCCCGAGAACCAAAGAGGUCUUCCACUUCUCCCAGGCUGAGAAGGUGUACAUCAUGUAGGCGGUCGCCACGCCGAGCGGCCUCAGGCCCCUGCCUACCUGCCUUUCUGUUUCUGCGACCAAAGAUCAGUGAGCAACGACAACACUCCUGGGAAGAGAGGAGGAAAGAUUUAACAAGUGUGCACUCGACUUUGAAAUAUGUCAGCUGUUGACGCUUCUGAAGUGCUUUCACCUUUCAGAGAAACUUCUUUACAGACUGGCCAUGCGGAGGGAGGCUGGAACCUUUCACCACAGGAACUGAUCCCUUCCCUGUGUUCUCACAGUCCCUUCCCUUCCGCUAACAAGGAACCCCCCGGGGCGGACUGGUCCUCGGCCAUGGCCCGGGAGCAGUGGUGGCCACGCCAGACCGACCUGUGGUGAGUUGGUGCCACGAGGGACCCUGUCACUUCUCUGCCAAAACUCGGGCACCACGGCUGCGGGUGGCGCUGGCCUCCAGGACCGCCGCCUGCCCGGGGCCGCGCCCGAGGGGCCGCGUUCAGCCGUGUGGGUUCAGGGUCACGUCCCUCGCGCCGCCUCAUCUCCUGCCUGAGAAUGUAUCUCGUGGAAACCCACUGGACCGGUGUCUGCAGAGGCCUUGCCGACGGCUCAGUGACUCUAGCUCUAAACACUAUUCAUUACAGAAGCCAGUAGUUCAGUUGAAGUAACCACCAGUGACUUUUCAAAUCAGACGAACUGUUGUAGUUUACACGAAACCGUAUGGUAGAGGUUUGUACUCAGCGCUUAUUUUUGCAUGUUGAUGUUGAUUAGCUAAUAAACUGUAGAAGUCAGA